GAGGACUCUGCAGAUCACGGCAGCAGGCGGAGAGGGGCGGCUAGGCCCCGCCGCCGCGGGCUUUUUGGAGGCCAGGUUGUUUUUCAUCAUUCAGAACAUUGCCUGAAGCAGGUCCACCAUGCCGUUAGUAACGAGGAACAUCGAGCCAAGGCACCUGUGCCGUCAGACGUUGCCUAGCGUUAGAAGCGAGCUGGAAUGCAUGACCAACAUCACCCUGGCAAAUGUCAUUCGACAGCUGGGCAGCCUGAGUAAAUUUGCAGAGGACAUUUUUGGAGAGAUCUUUACUCAGACAGAUGCCUUUGCCUCACGGAUGAGCUCUCUAGCUGAGAGGGUCGACCACCUACAAGUUAAAGUCACUCAGCUGGAUCCCAAAGAGGAAGAAGUGUCAUUGCAAGGGAUUAAUACUCGAAAGGCCUUCAAAAGCUCUACUACUCAAGACCAGAAGCUUUUCGACAGGGACUCACUGCCGGUGCCUGUCCUGGAAACAUAUAACACUUGUAAUGCUCCACCACCCCUCAACAAUUUGUCCCCGUACAGAGAUGAUGGCAAAGAAGCCCUCAAAUUCUAUACAGAUUCUUCAUACUUCUUUGAUCUUUGGAGGGAGAAGAUGCUGCAGGACACCAAGGAUAUCAUGAAAGAAAAGAGGAAGCACAGGAAAGAGAAGAAGGAUAAUCCAAAUAGAGGAAAUGUCAACCCUCGGAAAAUCAAAACCCGUAAGGAGGAGUGGGAGAAACUGAAGAUGGGACAGGAAUUUGUGGAGUCCAAAGAAAAACUAGGGCCUUCUGGGUAUCCUUCUAAUCUAGUGUACCAGAAUGGCAGCAUUGGUUCUGUGGAGAGUGUGGACACAAGUGGCUACCCACCUCCACCCCAGUCAGACUCCAACUCUCCACCCUCUCCCACCUUCCCUGAUGACAGUCUGCCACCACCGCCAGUGGAGUUCAGCUACCCAGCAGACAAUCAGAGAGGUUCUGGUUCAGCUGGACCUAAAAGAUCCAGUCUUGUCAGUCCAAGCCACCCCCCACCAGCUCCACCUCUUGGCUCCCCACCUGGCCCCAGACCAGGGUUUGCUCCUCCUGCUCCACCACCUCCACCACCAAUGACAGGAGUCCCACCACCACCACCACCUGUUGGAUUUGCAUCUCCAGGAACUCCCCCACCUCCUUCUCCUCCAUCUUUUCCACCUCAUCCUGAUUUUGCUGCCCCUCCUCCCCCACCUCCACCCCCAGCAGCUGACUAUCCUUGUCUCCCACCUCCUCCUAUAGCCCAGCCAACUGGUGGUGCACCCCCUCCCCCUCCUCCUCCUCCUCCUGGACCCCCACCCCUCUCUUUCAGUGGCAGCGAUGAUCAGCCAGCCCCACCCCUGCCACUUGCUGAUAACUCUGCUUCUAAACCCAAGUCGUCCUUGUCUCCUGUGAAUGAUGCCCGAAGUGACUUACUUUCAGCCAUUCGUCAAGGCUUCCAGCUUCGUAAGGUGGAGGAGCAGCAAGAACAGGAAAAACGGGAUGUUGUGGGCAACGAUGUGGCCACCAUCCUGGCCCGACGAAUUGCAGUCGAGUACAGUGACUCGGAGGAUGACUCCUCGGAGUUUGAUGAGGACGAAUGGUUCGAUUAG
Gracilinanus agilis (Agile Gracile Mouse Opossum) is the source of this 1612-nucleotide messenger RNA. RefSeq names its product WASP family member 2 (gene WASF2). NCBI's taxonomy places the organism in Eukaryota, Metazoa, Chordata, Mammalia, Didelphimorphia, Didelphidae. The record is from RefSeq and is a predicted model, not a curated record. The coding region runs from base 119 to 1612 and encodes 497 amino acids. The transcript is spliced from 9 exons. Gene Ontology annotation, cellular component: cytoskeleton. Gene Ontology annotation, molecular function: protein kinase A regulatory subunit binding; Arp2/3 complex binding; actin binding. Gene Ontology annotation, biological process: actin cytoskeleton organization; positive regulation of Arp2/3 complex-mediated actin nucleation.